This is a messenger RNA of Verruconis gallopava, 3899 nucleotides long. RefSeq lists its product as uncharacterized. Gene Ontology annotation, cellular component: cytosol; ribonucleoprotein complex. The record is from RefSeq and is a predicted model, not a curated record. The transcript has a single exon. Gene Ontology annotation, biological process: cytosolic ribosome assembly. Gene Ontology annotation, molecular function: GTPase activity; GTP binding; ribosome binding. Lineage: Eukaryota; Fungi; Ascomycota; Dothideomycetes; Venturiales; Sympoventuriaceae. The coding region runs from base 471 to 3797 and encodes 1108 amino acids.
AUACAUUUUUCUUGGGCUACUGAUGAAUGGCGUCGUGUCUCUCAUACUGAUUCAUCUGCACUCAUACCGACCUGUCAAGUCCGAAUACAUACCCAAGAGCAUCUCGUACAUCUGACUCACAAAUCAUGGCCCUGUGAAGACCCCACUCUGUCGAUUAUUGCGCGCUACGUAUGUACAUAUAUAGACAUAGAAUAUAGAUAGCCACGAAACGACGCUUCGACGACCUGUUCCGCACCGCAUGGAAUUUUCGCGCCAAAGGAAAAGGACAACUGCGCGAGCUAUUCUACACACACCACGUCCGGACAGGCCAAAGAGACGGAAGUUCAAACAAGGCGCCGGCUGAGAAAAAAAGAGCCCGAUUCCCUACGAGCCCCCCUCUUUGCAACCUUCGGGGAAGAGAAAAAAAAAUCUCUAGCACCGUGAACACGGAUUUUUUUUGCAUCUCACAAUCAUAAAAUAACGUAGCCGCCAUGCCGGUGGUCAGCCCGGAGAAGCUGAUUGCGCUGCAGCGCGCCCCAGAAGGUGUGCGCAACAUUUGCAUACUCGCACACGUAGACCAUGGGAAGACGUCUCUUACAGACGCCCUUAUUGCAACCAACGGCAUCAUAUCUCCAAAGAUGGCUGGCAAGAUACGCUAUCUCGAUUCGAGACCUGACGAGCAGUUACGAGGCAUCACCAUGGAGUCGUCCGCCAUAUCGUUGUACUUUUCUAUGCUGCGACGCUCCGCACCAGACGCCCAACCGGAGCAGAAAGAGUAUCUGAUCAAUCUCAUCGACUCGCCCGGACACAUAGACUUCAGCUCCGAGGUCAGCACUGCCUCCCGGCUGUCCGACGGUGCCGUGGUGCUGGUGGACGCUGUUGAGGGCGUGUGCAGCCAGACGGUCACCGUUCUUCGCCAGGCUUGGAUCGAGAAGCUGAAACCCCUUCUUGUGAUCAACAAGAUGGACCGUCUGAUCACCGAACUGAAGAUGACGCCUGGCGAGGCGUACACCCACCUGAGCCAGCUGCUCGAGCAAGUCAACGCCGUCAUGGGAAGCUUCUUUUUGGGUGAUCGAAUGGAGGAUGACCUCAAGUGGCGCGAAAUGCUCGAGCAGCGCGUCAAUGCCGCCUCGGCGAAGCUUCAGGAUGGCAGUGGUAGCAUGCAGCCUUCGGCAGUCGCCGGCCUGAAGCAAACGGAUGAGCCAGGCGAGGACGCAAGUACGCCGGCCGAAUAUGAGGAAAAGGAUGACGAGGACAACUACUUCGCUCCUGAAAAGAACAAUGUCAUCUUUUCGUCCGCUAUUGACGGCUGGGCCUUCACUGUCGCGCAAUUCGCGUCCCUGUGGGAGAAGAAGAUGGGCAUCAAGCGUGCCACUCUUGAAAAAGUCCUCUGGGGCGACUUCUACCUUGAUCCGAAGACCAAACGGCUCAUCGGCCCCAAGCACCUCAAGGGUCGCAACUUGAAACCUCUUUUCGUCCAGAUGGUGCUCGACAACGUCUGGGCGGUGUACGAGGCAUGUAAAGGUGGCCCGUCAGGCAAAGGCGACCCCGCGAGGCUUGAGAAGAUAUGUAGCGUGUUAGGCAUUAAGCUUGCGCCGCACGUGCUGAGAUCAAAAGAUCCAAAUGCGGUGCUCACAAGCGUCUUCGGCGCGUGGCUACCGCUUUCAACGGCACUGCUCGUCUCCGUCAUCGAGCAUCUGCCCUCACCACCCGCUUCCCAGCAAAGCAGGAUGUCAGAGAUGAUCGAGGCGUCGCCGGACGCAUCCUAUGUAGACCGCAAGAUCAAGGAUGCGAUGACGCGCUUCAGCACGGACAAGGACGCACCCGUCGUGGCCUACGUGAGCAAGAUGGUCGCCGUUCCUGAGAGCGAGCUGCCACGCAACAAGAGGAAGGGUGGGUCGACAAUGACUGCUGAGGAGGCAAGAGAGAUUGCGAGAAGAAAAAGAGCGGAGUUUGCCGCGGCGCAGGCGGCCGAUGAGGCAAAUGCAGACUCCAGCGGGCUUGCCACUGCUAUUGGAUCCGCGACGAUUGGCGAAGCUGGCGAGGACGAAGUAGCGGAUGAGCAAGUGAAGGAGGAUCCGGAGCAUCUGAUCGGGUUUGCGAGAUUGUACUCUGGCACGCUGAAUGUGGGCGACGAAGUCUAUGUGCUGCCCCCCAAGUUCACGCCGGCCCACCUGAGCAACCCUCCCGUACCUCAGAAAGUCAAGGUGGAAGCUCUCUACCUGCUAAUGGGCCGGUCCUUGGAAGCUCUUGAGUCCGUCCCUGCGGGCGUAAUCUUCGGCAUUGAAGGUCUCGCCGGACACGUGCUCAAGUCGGGCACGCUGUGUUCAACCCUCGAAGGCGGCAUAAACCUCGCUGGCAUUAACCUGGGCUCUCAGCCCAUCGUACGUGUUGCACUUGAGCCGGAGAAUCCAGCUGAUCUGGAGAAGAUGGUGAGCGGCUUGAAAAUGCUCGAGCAGAGCGACCCUUGCGCUACGUACGAGGUCUUAGAGAGUGGCGAACAUGUUUUAGGUACAGCAGGUGAACUGCAUCUUGAGCGGUGCCUCAAAGACCUGAGAGAGCGGUUCGCCAAGUGCGAGAUCACAGCCGGAUCGCCCAUCGUACCGUACCGGGAAACUAUCGUGUCCGGCGCGGAGAUGCAGCCACCAAAGAACAAGGAUUUGCCGCGUGGCACUGUCAUCGCGGACUUGGCAUCAAAGCAAGUCCAGAUGCGACUCAGAGUUCGACCAUUACCACUAGCAGUUACGGAGUUUUUGAUCAAAAACGCGGGCGCUAUAAAGCGAUUGGAUGCCGAGAGAAAAGCGAGGGAACAGAGCGGAGGAAAGGUGGCGUCUGGUGCAGGGUCGGACCAAUCUAAUACAGACAGCGCUGAUAGCGAAGAGGUCGGCGUUGUUGACACGGGCAAGGUGCUGAGUCUCGAAGAAUUCAAGCAAGGGCUUGCCGUCGCUUUUGCUGAAGAAAAGAAUGACAAGGACGUUUGGAAAGGAGUCAUUGACCACAUCGCUGCAUUUGGACCUCGUAGAAUCGGCCCCAACGUUCUCAUUGACAUGACGGAGGACCAAACCUGUGACCGCUUACUACAAGAUCCUGGCGCAAAGAACGGCGCGGCGGCGCCAGCUACGCCGGCUUCAGAGCUGGCUGACAAGAUCAUCUACGCGUUCCAACUCGCCACAUUCCAAGGACCUCUCUGCAACGAGCCCGUACAGGGAAUCGCCGUCUUCCUCGAGUCCGUCACCGUCUACUGCGACUCGGAAGAACUCUCGUCCGGCCGUUUGACCGGAGAGAUUCUACGCGCGGUGCGUUCUUCCAUCGUCAACGGCUUUUUGGAUUGGUCCCCGCGCAUUCUCCUGGCCAUGUACUCGGUCGAGAUCACAACCAACACGGAGGCCCUCGGUCGCGUGUACACGGUGCUCUCACGAAGGCGCGGCCACGUUCUCGAGGAAACGUUGUCGUCCGGCACGUCUGACAACUACACGAUCCUGGCGCUGCUCCCCGUGGCCGAGUCCUUCGGCUUCGCCGAGGAGAUCCGCAAGCGCACCUCCGGCGCCGCGCAGCCGCAGCUCCGCUUUGCCGGCUUCGAGCUGCUGCCUGAGUGGGGCAGCGUGAGCAGCGAGCGCAGCACAGGCGAGUUCCCCGUCGAGGGCGACCCGUUCUGGGUCCCGCGAAGCGAGGAGGAGCUCGAAGAUCUCGGCGUGGACGGAGACAGGGAGAACGUGGCCAAGCGGUACGUGGACCGGGUCCGCGUGAGGAAAGGGAUGAGGGUGGAGGGCAGGAAACUGGUCAAGGAUGCAGAGAAGCAGAAAACGCUCAAACGAUGAUUGGGUUGAUGAGGUACGUGGUAGGAGCUUAUAUAUAUAUAUAUAUAUUUAUAUAAAAGAAACGGAGAUGGAAAUAUAACAUACAAAAAGUUUAUUACUUGG